AUGUGUUCAGAGAAUGGUACUUGUGACUUUGACCUCAUACCGGUUGAAAAGUCCGAUCCAUAUAUUUCGAAAAAGAUUGGUUCAGGUGACUGGCUUGAAUUGGAGGAGAUUGAAUAUAUCGAUCCAAAAUUAAACGUUGCAAGGAAAUGGGAAGUGUGCCGAAGAAAAACGGAGUCUAAUCAUGACGUUGACGCGGUUGAUAUUCAUGCAGUAAUUAAAAACGUAAAUUCACCUCUAAUAAUUUUGGUGGUGCAAUAUCGACCACCUAUUGGAAAAUAUUGUAUUGAAUUUCCUUCAGGGUUAAUUAACGCAGGAGAAUCAAUCGAAGCAGCAGCGCUUCGUGAGCUUUGUGAAGAAACAGGCUAUACAGGUAAGAUACAAAGUAUAUCAGAUCCCAUAUGUUACGAACCGGGUUUGACAACUUCCAUGACAAGGGUUGUUGACGUUGAAGUCAAUUUAACGUCUGUUGAUAAUGUUUCUCCUACACAAAAACUGGAUGAUGACGAAUGGAGCCUACAAGUGAUUAAAGUUCCUCUAGAAAAUCUAUACGAAAGAUUACAGG
Molecule: messenger RNA, 562 nt
Organism: Racocetra persica
Lineage: Eukaryota; Fungi; Glomeromycota; Glomeromycetes; Diversisporales; Gigasporaceae
Source: the annotation of a GenBank genome assembly